AUGGGUGGCGAGAGGCGAACGACCUUUGGAGACCCAUCUGGAUGGGCGUUCGAGGCGAGUAGAAGGCGUGCGUCGCGAUUGGAUGGGUGGCGCAGCGCGUGCCAUGCAUGGGGACGCACAGCACCUGGGUCGGAGUCUGCUGAGAAGCGCCUGCUGCCAUCUCUUCCUAGUUCCCACUGCUGUCGAGUGCCUCUCUUCCGCUGCCCCUUCCCUCCUCACCUGCCCUUCUGUUCUACUAAAUCGUCCUUUGGGGACGCUUCGGCCACUCCACCAGUUGUUUGCCGCUCUGCUAUCGUCCUCCGCUCCGCUAGUUGUUCUUCCCUCUGCUAUCAUCCUGUGAGCCCUGUCCUACCCACGCAGGAGUGCCUGCGUUUUCCAGUCUGCGGUGAAAAAAGGCAAUUGAACGCAGGGAUUGUGGUCAAAGAGGCGGUGCUGGCAGCAGUGAGAGAGGAGCUGGCUGCACACAAGGAGGAGGUGAAUGAGCUCCGGCACACGUUGAAUGCUGUGGUGGAGAGGAAUGAGGCGACUGCUGCUGUGAUGAAGGAGAGGGAGGGAGACUUGGCAGCAGUGAGGAGGGAGUUAAUUUUAGUGAAGAGGGAGUUCACCUCAGUGAAGGGGGAGCUGGCAAGAGUGAAGACCGGAGUGAAGGCGACCGGAGAAAGGCAUUGGAGGCAAUUACCGCAGCAUCACAAACGACCCUGUUGA
Messenger RNA from Closterium sp. NIES-65, 705 nucleotides. The record is from the annotation of a GenBank genome assembly. Lineage: Eukaryota; Viridiplantae; Streptophyta; Zygnematophyceae; Desmidiales; Closteriaceae.